AUGUAUUUUUUAAUACUUUUUUGUUUUGCUGGAGUUUACGGAGCAGAUUUCACUCUACCAGGUGUUUGCCCGAAUGUAACAUUGCAAAAAAACUUUGACUAUAAUAGGUUUUCAGGUGUAUGGCAUAAUGUGGGUGGUUAUGCAAGCGAUGGCGAACACAUCCACGACUGUGCUACUCUUGAUUUACAGAAAGUUGAUCACGGAUAUACCUUAAGAGAGACCUAUGUUGUACUCGAGGAAAGGAAAAGAACUCAAAAGUGGUAUCAGGCGAAAGUAGGUACUGCAUCAGACCCUGCAUAUUACACUCAAUUUGUGAUACAUCGUGAAAUUGAAGGCUUAGAUAGGGUGCUGGAUUAUCCAUUCAUGAUAUUGUCUACUGACUAUGAUGGCUACGCUAUAGCUUACAUCUGCAUAUGGCUGAAGGAAAAGGAACGAAAACAUUUUGUAUUCGCCUGGAUCCUCACACGCAGUAAGGAAAAGCUACAUGGAAAAACCCUUAAGCAGGUCGAAGAGGAAUUAUCCAAGUACCCAGAGUUAGCCGAACAUAGACAAGAAUUCGUCUUUAAAGAAUUCGACAACGCGACUUGUGCUUUUGAGCAUAAGGUUGAAACUGACUUCUUCAAUAGUUAUUUCUGUUAA
This is a messenger RNA of Arctia plantaginis, 639 nucleotides long. NCBI's taxonomy places the organism in Eukaryota, Metazoa, Arthropoda, Insecta, Lepidoptera, Erebidae. The record is from the annotation of a GenBank genome assembly.